UAUUAGAUUAUAUAUGUAUUAUUAUAUCUUACUAUUAAAAAGUUAAUAGCAACUUUACAACAAAAAGCUUUUAUAACCAAAACUUUUUAAUUCAAUCAAACUUGGCCACAGAAAGAAGAGAAAAAGAUUCGCUACAGCGCAAGAAAAAAUCGCUUUCGGCGUUCUUUACGGUGUUUAUUAUUUAUGUAAAUACAUAAGAGACAAAUAUCAAUAUACGAAAAUCUUCUCACUUUAAUAUUUAUCUGCUCAAAAAUCAUAGGUAUAUACAAAUUGAUUUUACGAUGAUUUAUUACUCGAUAUUAGAAGAGAAUUUUUCAAAUAAUAAAUAAUAUUUUUUUUAUAAAGGCAUGUACAAAUUCAGUAUAUCAGCCCCGGGUUCAUUGUUUUUACUUGGAGAACACAUGAAAAUGCAUGAAAAUAAGAAAGCCUUCGUGAUGACCAGCUUAAAUAUGCGUACCAAGCUUACGUUUACCUCGCUACCUCCAAAUGCAGUCAAGAUGGAUUUUAUCGAGCUGAUUUUCCCCAAUAUCCAAUUACACAUGAAGAUACCUUUAAAUCCAUUUCUUUUUCACUUUUUUAAUAAUAAUACCGACAAAACAAUCGGUGCACAUACCUUGUAUGAGAAAGUAAAAAUUUAUGUUAGCUCGUUAAUGGGAAAUAAUAACACAUGCGAUCUCAUACUCGGCCAACACGAAUCAAGUUUACAAACAUUUUUCUUUCUGCUCGUUUAUAUCGCGUAUCGACAUAUUAUUAAAAUAACAGCAUCUUUUAUUGUAAAAAUAUCGUCAGACCUGCCGAUCGGCGAGGGUAUGGGCAGUUCGACAUCAUUCGGGACAUGUCUCGCGGCAUGCUUUUGGCGUUGGUCGCUUUUACAAAAAGGAAUUGCACGUUACGAAUUCCACGCAGAAGAUACCUCGGUGAUAUCAGGUUGUGUAGCGAUUUGCGAAAGAAUCGUAUAUAAAUCUACGACAUCAUUCAACAUCGUCGUAUCUGUGCAUGGCUCAUUAUUAAUACUUAAACAGAAUUCAAUGAUAAAAAAAUAUGAUCAUUUUCCGAGUAUAAAGAUUCUAUUGGUCUGCUCAAAUGUUAAGCAAAAAGACGUGCAAAUGCACGUAGAUACGAGGCACUCACAAGAAUUCGCCCUAAAUAACAUCAGCGCUUUAGCAAAAGCAUCUAUUAAAGUAUUUAAAGAGAUUAAAAAAAUGGUAACUGAUUUAGGACAAGUUGCUUUGGAUGAUCCAUCGAAUCUUACUCUACGGACAUUAUCAGAUAUCGUUCGUAUAAAUCAAGAAUUAUUAAAUUCACUUGGAAUAUCACAUCCCAAUCUAGAUAUUAUCUGUGCAAUUGCACAGAAUCAUUCGCUAAGCGGAAAGAUGGCGUGUUUGAAUAAAUAUGGAUAUGCAUUUAUUUUAUUAUUGCCGAGCGUUACAGACGAUGACAUUGCCAAACUUAUAGAUGAAUUAAAAUCGCAUAAUUUUGAUGCUUCGAUAACUAGUUUAUGUGGAGAAUCGAGCGGAGUGAGAGUUGAAUAGUAUUAGGUUGGAGGGAGGGGUUGAAAUUAUUAACUUAAUUUAAGCGAAAUACGAAAAACGAACAAUGUAUUAACAAUACCAAAAAAAAAAAAAAA
Messenger RNA from Pogonomyrmex barbatus (red harvester ant), 1627 nucleotides. Its product is annotated as mevalonate kinase-like. Gene Ontology annotation, cellular component: cytoplasm; cytosol. The record is from RefSeq and is a predicted model, not a curated record. Gene Ontology annotation, biological process: isopentenyl diphosphate biosynthetic process, mevalonate pathway; cholesterol biosynthetic process; isoprenoid biosynthetic process. Lineage: Eukaryota; Metazoa; Arthropoda; Insecta; Hymenoptera; Formicidae. Gene Ontology annotation, molecular function: ATP binding; mevalonate kinase activity.